CGACGGUGAUCUUUCUCCAGACAAGAAAAGCUCUUUCAAGUUUUUUACAGCGAUACCCUGGCUAAUUCUAUAUAAUGGCUCCUACCGAGUCUAAGAAGCGCUUGGCGCUUGCAAUUAUCGACUUCCUGGGCUCCAGCCUCAAGGAUGGAACCCUCACCGCUGAUGACGCUGAAUCGAUCGAAAUCGCCCAGUCAUGCAUCGCGGAUACCUUCAAGGUUGACCCUUCUGAUGAGGCUGCGGUGAAGGAUGCUGUUGGCGGCCAGUCGCUUGCGAACAUCUAUAGUGUCUAUGAGAAGCUUCGCAAUAAGGGAGACUCUGCGGGUGCUGGAGCACAGGCUAGCUCAAGCCAGCAAACCCAGGCCGGUGCCCCUACAGCCGAGUCUGACAAGCUUAAGUCGGAAGGUAACGGCGCCAUGGCGCGCAAGGACUACAACGCUGCCAUCGACCUGUACACCAAGGCUUUGGCAAUUGCCCCUUCAAACCCUAUCUAUCUCUCUAACCGUGCUGCUGCCUAUUCUGCUUCCGGUCAACACGAGAAGGCCGCGGAGGAUGCCGAGCUCGCCACAGCUGUCGACCCCAAGUAUUCCAAGGCAUGGAGCCGCCUGGGUCUUGCCCGAUUUGACCUGGCCGAUUUCCACGGAGCCAAGGAGGCCUACGAGAAGGGUAUCGAGGCCGAAGGCAACGGUGGUAGCGAUGCCAUGAAGAGAGGUCUCGAGACUUCGAAGAGAAAGAUCGCGGAAGCCAGCCGCGGCGCCGAACCUCCUGCGGAUGCUGUUGACGAUGCUGCUGGAGCAACCCGUGGUGCUGGCGGCAUGCCGGAUCUCUCUUCUCUUGCUGGCAUGUUUGGUGGUGGCCGCGGUGGCGGUGCUGGUGGUAUGCCCGAUCUUAGCUCCAUCAUGAGUAACCCUAUGUUCGCCAGCAUGGCUCAGAAUCUGAUGAGCAACCCGGACAUGCUCAAUAACCUCAUGAGCAACCCUCAAUUGAGGCAAAUGGCAGAGAACUUCGGUGCUGGAGGUGCUGGCGGCGGAAUGCCCGAUAUGUCAAGCUUGAUGAGCGACCCUAACAUUGCUGAUAUGGCUCGGAAUCUAAUGGGUGGUGGUGCUGGCGGUGCCGGUGGUGCUGGACGCGGUCAAUAAAUGUGAAGGUGCUCCUGUUGUUUGAUACAUUCGCUGUGACAUUUUAAUUAUUUUAACGGAUCCCCUAUAUGGAACUUUUUGCCAAUUCCUGGACCUGAACCCCUCGGACAAUUCUGGCCCUAAUGGCUUGGAAUGAAUAGAAAAAAUG
Messenger RNA from Aspergillus alliaceus, 1284 nucleotides. RefSeq names its product putative Hsc70 cochaperone (SGT). NCBI's taxonomy places the organism in Eukaryota, Fungi, Ascomycota, Eurotiomycetes, Eurotiales, Aspergillaceae. The transcript is spliced from 3 exons. Gene Ontology annotation, molecular function: molecular adaptor activity; protein binding. Gene Ontology annotation, cellular component: membrane; TRC complex. The record is from RefSeq and is a predicted model, not a curated record. The coding region runs from base 75 to 1136 and encodes 353 amino acids. Gene Ontology annotation, biological process: post-translational protein targeting to endoplasmic reticulum membrane.